Suillus bovinus is the source of this 981-nucleotide messenger RNA. RefSeq lists its product as uncharacterized. Gene Ontology annotation, molecular function: protein binding. Bases 103 to 759 code for a protein of 218 amino acids. The transcript has a single exon. Lineage: Eukaryota; Fungi; Basidiomycota; Agaricomycetes; Boletales; Suillaceae. The record is from RefSeq and is a predicted model, not a curated record.
GUUGACUAAUCGACUUCUUUGCAGCGCUUAAAUAUAGUCGAAACGACUGACUUCUGUCUAUCUAGCCCCCCCAAGUGCAAGACCUUUUUUCCGUCAUCAGCCAUGUCAGACGCUGAAGAAAUCAUCACUGCUGAAGCACCUUUCGAUGACCAAAACUGCGAUAUCAUCAUAAAAUCAACAAAUGGUGUAAACUUUCAUGUUUACAAGCUUGUUCUUUCACUCAUGUCACCCGUAUUCAAAGACAAAUUCAAGAUCACGUCACCACAGAGCGAAGCACAUUCGGAUAAAUCUAUCAUAACUGUUGCCCAGAGCAGCACGCCGCUUAGAUCCCUACUUCUCCUUUGCUACCCUGCCGCAACCCCAACAUUUGACAGUUUGGAUGAUGCAAAGGCUGUCCUAAAAGCGGCCAAGCAGUAUGAUAUGCAAGCAGCCCUCAGCCGCGCAGGGGACCUCAUCAUGGCCCAAUUCCUACCAGAUCACAUCCUCGACCUAUACGCUCUUUCUUGUCAAUUCAGAUGGCAGAAUCAUGCUCAGACCGCUGCUACCCGCGCCCUUGAGAUCAAGGAUCUAGGACGACCCAGCAAUGGGUUUCAUGGUUUGCAAGACAUCACCGGUGCAGAUUACCACGAACUCCUCGUAUACCAUUAUCGAUGCGGCGUCGUAGCUCAAGAAGUCGGAGAUUCUCUUUCCUGGCUACCGCCGUCAUCCACAAAAAUGCAAAUGUGGAAAUGCAAAUGCAGACUCGUGGGCGAUGCUUAGAAGCUCCAGAUUGGUCAUGUCAGCGAGUUGAAAAUCGUCUCGUGGUUCGAAGAGUAUUUGGUUUCGAGUGGGAAGGAGUUGUUGGCGAGGCCUUGCGAGUCGACCAUAAUGGAGUCGAAAUAUUACAAUCGCGCUGUGAUCGAAGCGGCAAAGUGCGAUGAUUGCCGAAGCAAGGUCAUCGAAGAUAUGGAUAGAUUCCGCGCUUUGUAUAUCGCACAAGUU